Molecule: messenger RNA, 962 nt
Organism: Gossypium raimondii (Peruvian cotton)
Lineage: Eukaryota; Viridiplantae; Streptophyta; Magnoliopsida; Malvales; Malvaceae
Product: DNA-3-methyladenine glycosylase
Exons: 6
Coding region: 34-816 (260 amino acids)
Biological process (GO): base-excision repair
Molecular function (GO): alkylbase DNA N-glycosylase activity; DNA binding
Source: RefSeq, a predicted model, not a curated record
ACGUCUCUUUCAGCUCCUACACUUUUGGUCCAGAUGAACCCAACUCCCCAAUUUAAACCAGUUGCUUCGAAAUCCAGGAAAACAGUUCGGUCGAGCCAAUGCCUGGAGGAACGGAGGAGUCAGAGUUCCAAAGCAGCGACCGUUAGGACCCGGACCAAACCAAGCCGUAAACAAACUCGGCCGCAAUCUUCUCCGGUUUCUCUCCCUUGUUUUCGCAAUACCACGAUACUGCCCCCGGAGUUCUUUCAAAUUGACGCUCUUGAUUUGGCGCCACAUUUGCUUGGCAAGUUUUUAAGGAGAGAUGAUGUUGUUCUUCAAAUCACUGAGGUAGAGGCUUAUAGGCCAAAUGAUUCAGCUUGUCAUGGUAGAUUUGGAGUCACUGCAAGAACAGCCCCUGUUUUUGGUCCUGGAGGGCAUGCUUAUGUUUAUCUUUGCUAUGGACUUCAUACGAUGCUCAAUGUUGUUGCUGACAAAGAAGGAGCUGGGGCUGCAGUGUUAAUACGUGCAUGCGCUCCGGUGUGUGGUUUGGAGACUAUCCAGGAGCGUCGUGGUCAGCAAACUGAAAAGCCUAUUCUUCUCACUGGACCCGGAAAGGUUGGUCAGGCACUUGGAAUUACCACAGAAUGGUCUAACCAUCCACUAUACACUCCUGGUGGUUUGGAACUCUUGGAUGGGCCUGAACCGGAUAAGAUAUUAAUUGGGCCUCGUGUUGGCAUUGAGUAUGCUUUACCCGAGCACGUUAACGCCUUGUGGAGAUUUGCCAUUGCCGGUUCCCCAUGGAUAAGUGCUCCUAAAAAUACUCUCAGGCUUCCCUAGGUUCUUUAGAAUACAUGAAAUGGUUUUGAUAUGAAUUGUUUUCUAUCUCUUCUUUUUCCUUCGUUCUAGGAAAAUGUGAUAUAUAUAUAUGAAUUCAAUGCACUACAAAAUGAAGCAAAUUCAUUUGCAAUUUUUUGCCUUGUAAA